Messenger RNA from Ipomoea nil (Japanese morning glory), 1358 nucleotides. Its product is annotated as 3-oxoacyl-[acyl-carrier-protein] reductase 4-like. The record is from RefSeq and is a predicted model, not a curated record. Gene Ontology annotation, molecular function: 3-oxoacyl-[acyl-carrier-protein] reductase (NADPH) activity; NAD binding. NCBI's taxonomy places the organism in Eukaryota, Viridiplantae, Streptophyta, Magnoliopsida, Solanales, Convolvulaceae. Gene Ontology annotation, biological process: fatty acid biosynthetic process. The transcript has 11 exons. Bases 167 to 1147 code for a protein of 326 amino acids.
AACAACUACAUCACAGUAUCACACGAAAGUCCCAACCAAAAAUAACGUCGUAUUAAUCGCCCGCUCUUCGGAGAUUUCGAAGCCAAGCUUUAUAGAACAUAAAAAUCCGUACUUCUUUCCCAUUUCGUAUCAACAAAUCCACAAUCUUUCUUUGUUUUCUAGGAGCAUGGCUACAUUUGCCGCAGGAUCUGCCGUCGUUGCCUUCAGGGACACCGGAAUUUCCGAUAAAUCUUCACUCUCCGGCCACCAUAAAUUCACUCAGCUGCGCCAAUCUUCCGCGCCGCUUAAGCUCCACUGUGGAUCCGGGUUUUCCUUGAAAUGUGGAUCCAAAAGCUCCUUCUCUCGCUAUGGUGUUAAAGCUCAGGUUGCUGCAGUGGAACAGGCAAGUACUGAAGUGACUCCAAAAGUAGAAGCCCCUGUAGUUGUUAUCACUGGAGCCUCUAGAGGAAUUGGCAAAGCCAUUGCCUUGGCUUUAGGGAAAGCAGGGUGUAAGGUUUUGGUUAACUACGCAAGGUCUUCAAAGGAGGCGGAAGAAGUUUGCAAAGAGAUCGAGGCAAGUGGUGGCCAGGCUCUUACUUUUGGUGGAGAUGUUUCGAAAGAGGCUGAUGUGGAAUCAAUGAUGAAAACUGCAGUCGAUGCGUGGGGAACUGUGGAUAUAUUGAUCAAUAAUGCAGGCAUUACUAAGGAUGGUUUGCUAAUGAGGAUGUCUAAAUCUCAAUGGCAGGAUGUUAUUGAUCUGAAUCUCACCGGUGUUUUUCUCUGUACACAGGCAGCUGCCAAAAUAAUGAUGAAGAAGAAAAAGGGAAGAAUAAUCAAUAUAGCCUCAGUUGUUGGGCUUGUUGGCAAUUUUGGGCAAGCUAACUAUAGUGCUGCAAAAGCAGGUGUAAUUGGACUGACUAAAAGUGUGGCAAAGGAAUAUGCAAGUAGGAAGAUUACCGUGAAUGCUAUUGCUCCGGGGUUCAUUGCAUCUGAUAUGACCUCUAAGCUAGGGGGAGACAUUGAGAAAAAGAUUUUGGAACAAAUCCCAUUAGCAAGGUAUGGCCAGCCGGAAGAAGUUGCUGGACUAGUAGAAUUCUUGGCAUUGAGUCCUGCGGCAAGCUAUAUGACAGGACAGGUUUUGACUAUUGACGGAGGUAUGGUAAUGUAAGAGGGGAGGGGUUACAAGAAUUCCAUACUUUGGCGCUUUCUUGGACUUGUGGUUCUAGCUCUAUUUCAUUACCAAGAACUUGCUGUUGCUUUUUUGUAAUGAGUUCAUACUUGAGAUUAUGGUGGAAUAAUCAUUGCAUUAUAGAUGUAAUCUUAAUAUAAUCAACAUACACUUCAUGAGGUAAUCUGAUAUUGUCGGUGGUUUGAAAGUC